Messenger RNA from Sardina pilchardus (European sardine), 1833 nucleotides. RefSeq names its product zinc-binding protein A33-like. Bases 200 to 1648 code for a protein of 482 amino acids. The transcript has 6 exons. Gene Ontology annotation, cellular component: cytoplasm. Gene Ontology annotation, molecular function: zinc ion binding; ubiquitin protein ligase activity; protein binding. Gene Ontology annotation, biological process: protein ubiquitination. The record is from RefSeq and is a predicted model, not a curated record. Lineage: Eukaryota; Metazoa; Chordata; Actinopteri; Clupeiformes; Clupeidae.
GUCGCUUAGUACGCAGCAUUUUCUAUUCAAACACAAACAAUAUAUUCAUGUUGAUGCUGAAACUGAACAUUUUAAGGUAGGCUAUGGAUAUUUAUUUCCAUACAGGAGCGGGCAUUAUUUUCAAUCUCCACAUUUGAAAUUGAAAGAAACCUGACUGUGAAACUGCCUCUACAACAAAGAUCAUUUUAGAGAAGAGAAAAUGGCCUCCAAAUCAUUUUCAGAGGAGGAUUUCUGCUGUUCUGUGUGCUGUGACAUUUUCAAAGACCCUGUUGUCCUCACAUGUAGUCACAGCGUGUGUAAAGUGUGUCUGCAGAAGUUCUGGGCAAGUAAAGGAUCCAGGGAAUGUCCCAUCUGUAGGAUGAAGUCACCACAGGAUCCCCACCCUAACCUGGCUCUGAGGAACCUGUGCGAGAUCUUCCUACAGGAGAGAGGAAAGAGAGCUUCAGCAGGGUCUGAGGUGCUCUGCAGUCUGCACAGGGAGAAAAUAACGCUUUUCUGUGAGGAGGAUAAACAACCUGUGUGUUUGGUGUGUAGAGACUCAAAAACACACAAAAACCACAACUUCAGUCCCAUCAGUGAGGCUGUACAAAAUGUUAAGGAGGACAUCAACCUCAAACUGGAGGCUUUAAGAACAAAGCUAAAUGCCUUUGAAAAAGCUAAAGUAAUAUGUGACCAAACGGGAGCCCACAUUGAGACUCAGGUCCAGCACACAGAGAAGCAGAUCAAGGAGGAGUUUGAGAAGCUCCACCAGUUUCUACAAGAUGAAGAGGCAGCCAGGAUAGCUGCAUUGAAGGAGGAAGAGGAGCAGAAGAGUCAGACGAUGAAGGAGAAGAUUGAGAAGAUGAGCAGAGAGAUCUCAUUUCUUUCAGACACAAUCAGAGCUGUAGAGGUAGAGAUGGGAGCUGAUAAUGUCACAUUCCUGCAGAACUAUCAGAGCACAGCAGAAAGAGCCCAGUGCACACUGCAGGAUCCAGAGAGGGUUUCAGGAGCUCUGAUCAAUGUGGCAAAGCACCUGGGCAACCUGAAGUUCAGAGUCUGGGAGAAGAUGCAGGAGAUUGUCCAAUACACUCCUGUGACUCUGGAUCCCAACACUGCACACCCACAACUCAUCCUGUCUGAGGAUCUGACCAGUGUGAGACCUGGUGAUGAGAAGCAGCAGCUUCCUGAUAACCCAGAGAGAUUUAAUCUCUAUCACAGUGUCUUGGGCUCUGAAGGCUUUAACUCAGGGACUCACUGCUGGGAUGUGGAGGUUGGGGAGGACACAAGAUGGAUUAUGGGUGUGAUGGCAGAGUCUGGCCAGAGGAAGGGCAAAUUGCAGUCCAUUCCUGGAUUAUGGCAUCUUCAGUAUGAUCAGGGUGAAUAUCGAGUGGGGUCUGCACACACCUGCACUCGCCUCACAGCAAAGCAGAAACCCCAGAGGAUCAGAGUGCAGCUGGACCGGGACAGAGGAAAGCUGACAUUCUCUGACCUUGAUAAUAACACACACCUACACACUCUCACACACACUUUCACUGAGAGAAUGUUUCCGUUUUUUAAUAGUGUGUGUCCUCUUAGGAUCUUGCCAGCUUCCAUAAAGGUAGAGCAACACAAACACAGCUUAACUGAACCAUGGAUUUUCAGACAUGCUAUGUCUGCAUUCAGGCUCUGAGAAAUAUAAGCAGAUGGAUAUAUGCAAUCUGAAGAAGAGUGAUAGAGAGGGGAUGUGAUUUACUUUACCUUCAAGUUGUAUAGGGUAAUAGGGAGUUGUAUAUUUCCUAUGUCCUAUAUCAUUCAUGCUACCCAUUUUGUAUUCACUAUUUGUACACUUUAUAUUACUACAUGCACUGUCAAAUC